AUGGACAUGAAGGGAUAUUAUUCAGUUUCCUUGACAAAAAAACACAUGAAAGACUCAUUUUUUUCACCCCAAUUCACAACAAGACAACACCAAUGCAAACAAGAAAAUCAUCUUGUCUCAGAACAAACAAGUUUACUAAAUCAUUCUCUCAAAUUGUCUUCUUCCACUUCCCAAAACAAUCUACCACCUAUUCUACAUGUUUUUGUUACUUUGCUUCUGUUUUUUACCUCUAUUAGUCCUAUCUUGUCACACCCCAUUCUCUCAAAUUCAACUUCAUCACAACAACUAAUCUCUCACACCAACAAUGUUAACCAAACUUUUAGACCGGAUUUCGCAUUGCGUAAAUUGAAGAGAAUCAGAGCUCACUUGACGAAGAUCAACAAGCCUGCCGUCAAGACAAUUAAGAGCCCAGAUGGAGAUUUGAUAGAUUGUAUUAUAUCUCAUCAACAACCAGCUUUUGACCAUCCAAAACUCAAAGGACAAAAACCAUUGGAUCCACCAGAAAGGCCAAAAGGGUACAACAAUAACAACAACAAUGUAGAAAAUGCAACAUAUAACUUUCAGCUAUGGACUGAUUCCGGCGAAACAUGUCCUAAAGGAACAGUUCCAAUCAGAAGAACAACAGAACAAGAUUUUCUUAGAGCAAGUUCUGUUAGAAGAUUUGGAAGAAAACCAAGAGGUGUUAGGAGAGACUCAUCCGGCACCGGUCAUGAGCAUGCAGUUGUUUUUGUAAAUGGAGAACAAUAUUAUGGAGCAAAAGCAAAUAUAAAUGUUUGGACACCAAGAGUAACGGAUCAAUAUGAGUUCAGUUUGUCGCAGAUUUGGGUUAUUGCGGGAUCAUUUGGUAAUGAUCUUAAUACAAUAGAAGCUGGAUGGCAGGUAAGUCCUGAGUUAUAUGGUGACAAUUAUCCGAGAUUCUUCACUUAUUGGACUACGGAUGCGUAUCAAGCAACUGGAUGCUACAAUUUACUAUGUUCGGGAUUUAUACAAACAAACAACAGGAUAGCAAUAGGAGCUGCAAUCUCUCCGAGAUCAAUCUAUAAUGGAAGACAGUUUGAUAUUGGCUUAAUGAUUUGGAAAGAUCCAAAGCAUGGACAUUGGUGGCUUGAGUUUGGAUCAGGUCUAUUAGUUGGAUAUUGGCCAGCAAACAUAUUUAGUCACUUGAGAAAUCACGCAAGCAUGGUACAAUUCGGAGGAGAAAUCGUGAAUUCGCGAUCAAGAGGCUACCACACAGCAACUCAAAUGGGAAGUGGACAUUUUUCAGGAGAAGGUUUUAGAAAAGCAGCAUAUUUUAGAAACUUACAAGUAGUUGAUUGGGAUAAUAACUUGCUUCCUUUAUCAAAUAUUCACCAAUUAUCUGAUCAUUCAAAUUGCUAUGAUAUUAAAGAAGGAAGAAACAAUGUUUGGGGAACUUACUUUUAUUAUGGAGGUCCCGGAAGAAAUGUGAGAUGUCCAUGA
Lathyrus sativus (Indian pea) is the source of this 1458-nucleotide messenger RNA. Lineage: Eukaryota; Viridiplantae; Streptophyta; Magnoliopsida; Fabales; Fabaceae. The record is from the annotation of a GenBank genome assembly.